CGAGAUGAAAGAAGUAUAUUCGAGUAUUAUAUGGAAGAUCGAUUUAAGACCUUAGAAGUCAGCUUUAAGACAUUUUUUACAAUGAUAUUCUUGACAACCAUCCGAAAAUAUCUGGCAGACAAAUCUAGUAGACGCAAAGAUGUGUUGCUCAUAGAAGAAACCGAGACAGCAGGUACUAAGGCACCAGAAAGAAGAGGAAGAUUGUUGGAAAAACUAAUUUUAUACUUUUUCGUGAGAUGUUGGCUAAUAGUUAUAUCUAUCUUCAUACUAACGUGGUCCGUUUAUAAGAUAGUUCCAAGAAUUUUCAGAAUAGCGAACAUCUUCUUUUAUCUUAGUUGGAUGCUAGUCUUACAGAUUUCCUUCAAAAGAUGGCGCAGAUUCAUGAAAGGAUAUCUAUUCUUUUUGCUUCUAAUGACGUUCCUCAAUAUGAUUAUCAUAUACAUAUACCAAUUUAGAUCACUCAGUCCGUCAUUUAGCCGCUGGUUUGGUGCACCUGCAGGCUUCGAUGCAGACUAUGGAGCUGUAAUAAAAAGCGCUUAUGCCUACAGGAAUAGGCUAUAUGGCUCCAUGGUUUUCAUAGUGCUGAUUUUGGUGCAACUGAAAUUCUUCCACAACAAGUUUAUGGCUAUCACGGAUGAGAAUGAUGAAACGACUCAUGCAGAGGAAGAAGAGUAUAAAGAAUCGCUCGGCAAGCCUUUCCAGUAUUAUUUGUCCUUGACAAACAUUGUGUUUUCGUUCCUGGAACUGCACAUAGUUCAAAUAAUAAUGUUAUUUCUGCUCCUCGUGUGCUUAUUAAGAGCUUGUGUACUCUACUUCCUGAUUUUGGUGCCACUGUGUUUCAGUAUGGUGGUUACUGCCAGGUCUGUUCGUUUGGUGGUCUUGAACUGGGCUGCAAUAUUAGUGACAAUUUAUGCUAUGGCGAUUCUGUUAUAUCAGCUACCAACUGUCAAAAAUUCAUAUUUUGACGUAACUUGCAACAUGAUAAAGCAUCCGCAUAUUAACCAAACCAGCCGCAAUUGGAUGGAAUGGAUUGGUAUCCGUAAGAAGGACGAAGUGGCUACGAAAAUUAUAAGGCACAUCGGUUGGGAAAUUGCUUUUCUUUUGUUGUCAUCCCUGCGACCCGUGGUCACAGCAAGACAAUACAUAAGCAGGAAACAGCAGGGUCUACCGACUGAAACCCCCAAGGUCAUGUUUCCAAAUGUGACGUAUCGCGAGGCAGACCUUAGUCUCAAAAAUUACAUCAAGUACGCUUUGAAUUAUGGCUUCUAUCGAAUAGGGUAUGAGCUUUGUAUGAUGAUGAUUGUCAUACUGAUUAUUGUUCGUAUGGAUGGACAUGCUCUCGCGUAUUCGAUCUGGCUUUGUCUAUUAUUGAUACUGAAUCGUCGUAUACUUCGCUGGACCUGGAUUUUAUUUGUUAUAUUCAUCGCUUUAUCGAUUAUCUGGCAGUGCAUGAUGAACAUAGGUCCACCACCACAGCUAUGCUUAGAAUACGAAUGGGAGACACGCGGCUACUAUUGGACGAUGUUUCAAGACUUCUGGUACCUAGUGGACAACUAUCAUCCACCACUUAGUUCAAAAAUGGUCCCUGAGGCCAUUCUAUUGAUGCUCGCAUCUAGACAAAUGACAUGCCUUUGGAAGGAGAUUUACAUUACAAAGAACAAUAUUGAUUAUGACGGUGGUUCGAAUGACUCCAUACUCCAUCAUUUUGAAAAGGUUGAAUUUGUGAACCCAGUAGUGGAUUUCGUGACAUACACAACCUCAUAUUUGGAUGUGAUAAAAAACACGUUGUUGACUGUUUCAUUCUGGGCCUGCAUGUUUAUAGUCUUCUUGGGUAGCGUCAAUAGGGCCAACAUAUUCUCAAUGGUUUACUUGUGCUAUGUGUUCAUAUACCUCUGGCAUGGUAGGAAUAUCUAUUACAAACCAAUAUUAGUCAUAGUUAAAGACUGGAAUCGUCUGAUACUCCAAAAUGUAUUGAUCAUUUGUGUUAGGGCUUAUCUUCAAGUGGUUGGCUGCUUCUACUUACCCGAUAUUCCUAUGAAAUACUGUGGGCUGGUCAAACUAUUUGGGGUCGGAUGCCACAGACUUUUUGAAGAGACGAACAACUUCGAAAAGCUGAACGAGGAAAACACCAUUUGUAGACCGAGCAGAGCGGAGAUGGCAGGCAUCGAAUGGGAUGCGGUCAUUUUCGUUUUUCUGAUUAUACAGCGGAGACUUUUCAACAGUUACAAUUUCUUUCAUAUCAUAAAUGACGCCAAAGCUAAGCAUAUACUUUCCGAAAGAGGCGCUCUUUAUUUAAACGAAUUACAUGAAAAAAGGAUGAAAACGAUGAUAGAGGAAGAAAAUAGACUGAAAACAUAUCUAGAAAGGAAGCUAACCAAACAGCUGUAUAAGAAAAAACAGAUCCAAGGCCAAUUCUUUAAAGACUAUGUUACGACACAUAAAAUGGCUGUUCGUUGUGGAGAUUACUACAUGUACGAAGAAACUGAAGAUAUUGUUGAUGAAGUUGCAUUCAAAGAAGCAGAAAUAAAGAGUGGAAGGAAGCAAGAACGUAAUCUAAUAUCCCUGUUCAGCGACAUGUUUGAAGGUAAUAUGCGUUUUGCUGUGGGAAAGUAUUGGGACAGUAAAGACAAGCAAAAAGAGGCAAGUGCUGAAUGCGUCUAUGUCGAUAAUCAGGAAGAACCAUAUGGAUUAACCGCAAAAAUAGAAUACCUAUUCAGAUUUUGUUGGGCAGUUAUAAACGUUUAUAUUGUAAGUGCUACACAUUUCUUCGAGAGGUAUACGAAAACUUAUAACAUGGUGUUUGAUAAGUUGAAUGAUGAAAGUCGUCUGCUCAAGGAGCAUACCUACUACGAUAUUGGAACUAGAAUCGAAAAAUGGUGGAUCCCAAAAGCAUCUUAUGAAGAUCUCAUGGCACAUUAUCAGCGGUCUGUUCCAAGAGAAUCUCCAGCGGAAAUGUCAGCUACAGAUCUGCCAGAUGUUUUGAAGAUGCUGAAAGCUAUGUGGAUCAUCACAGUCGCUCGAUCCGACUUGCUGUGCUACGUUUGUGUCAUAAUGAACCAAGUCAUGCUCUGUCAGUUGAUCACCAUACCUUUGUCCUUCAUGGUUUAUUUAUGGGGAAUGAUGUCUAAUCCCAGGCCUUCGAAGACAUUUUGGAUCAUCAUGAUCGGCUACGUUGAGCUAGUGAUUCUCCUCAAGUGCAUAUUCCAGUUUGAGAUGAUGCCUGGUAAUAACCUGCUCAAUGAAAGGACUGAAUUUGAUCCAAUGGAUACAAUCAAUCCUUUCUUUCCAUCAAAAUUCAUGGGCCUCCGCAAGAUGGACUAUUAUUAUUUUUGGGAAAUGUUGACCUUAAUAGCCGUACUGAUACACAGAAUUUACCUAAGAAAUAUUGGCUUAUGGACGACCGUCACAAUCAGUGUCGAAGCAGGUGCUACUGAUGGAUAUUACGCUAUGGAAGAUAGAACGCUUGUAAGAACUGCAUCGUUAUCAUCGAGAACAAUAAUUAGAGAAAGCAACCUUUACGUAGUAAGAACAAUGACAGCAGCUGUUUUGGAUAACAUACUUGAAUCAAUAAAGAACAUUAUUCUCCAUUAUGCCAUAAGCUUCCGUCAAUUUCAACAAAGACUUCUGCGCCACGUGAAUCAGGAACCACAUGAUUACUAUACCGCAAUGUUCUUCUUCGAUUUCUUAGCAUUGCUGACCGUCGCGUUUGGUGAGGUGGACUUUUUCGAACAAAACUCCAAGGUCACAGUGUGGCAAUAUUUUAGCACAUGUUAUGUUCCAGUGCGGUUCGUUAUGAUAGUAUUUAUGCACUUUCUGGCAAUCCUUGCGGACCGAGCAAUUUACUUGAGGAAGAGCGUUGCUGUGAAACAAGUACUUCAUCUCCUUCAUACCGUGUUGGUGCAUGUGUGGCUGUUUGUAUUGAUCCCACACUACGUCAACGGAAGGGUGGUGAUUGAGAAAGUAUCACUGACAGCGUACUAUAUCUUCCGCUGCAUCUACUUGCUGAUCUCAGCCCAACAGAUCCGCGUAGGGUAUCCGAGCCGUAUUUGGGGCUUCUACUGCUGCAAUGGAUUCGGAAUUUGGAACUACAUCAACAUCCGUGCGUAUCUGCUCAUACCGUUCUUGAUUGAGCUACGUAGCAGUUUCGACUGGUUUUGGACCGAUACCACUCUGUCUGUGUUUGACUGGUUCAAAAUGGAGGAGAUAUACACCAGUGUCUACAAGGUCAAGUGCUUACGUAGGAUAGAGCAAGACUACAGUUCCCCGCCUGGACUCCAGAAGAAGGCUAUUUACAAGUACCUUUAUGGCGUUACUUUAUCUCUUUCCAUCGUAGGCUUGAUUUGGUUCCCAAUCUUGGUCUUUUCAUGGGGAAGAAGCGCUGGGCCGUCCAAGCCUCCAGAGCUAUCGGUACUAGAGUAUCAGAUUGACGAUGCUGUACCUAUUUAUCGUACCAACGCAUUGAUACAUAAGCUGAACUAUGCAGAUUUCGAGAGCUUCAAGCAGGUGUAUAAUGCAUAUGACGUAUCUAAGGAGUUCCUGUAUAAAUAUGAGCAUACUGAUGUGACUGCACUGACAUAUAGGACUGGAGCACAGACAUGGAUGAUCAGACCGCAACAAAGACGUAGAACGCUCAGGACGAUCCACUCAGCUCAUCCAGUUCCGGUGAAAAUGACAUGCGAGGUUACCUUGCAAGACAUAGAUAUCAAGCAAAAGCUGAGUUUACACCAAAAAACUAGUUUGUUUCCGCAUUCGAGAACCAGAGAAAUUCUGGCCAGAAUGAUACAAGGCGAGCCUGUAGAUGACCAAGUACAAAUCAGAUAUUUCCUGCCGAAAUUUCUCAAGAUUGAACAAGCAGGCAAAGUGCAACCUAUAGACUUACUGAUGCAUCGUGAACCAACAUCAUCAAAGGCAGAGAUAUAUCGGAACGUCAGUUUUCAAGCGAAGCUGCCUACCGAAGGACACUCUGGCAUAUGGUGGCAGGUGAGAGAAGACGCAGAUGAUGCUAACUACAUUGAGUUUCUUCAGAAAAUGCCUUAUGGAUCAAUUACAGAAGAUACCUUGGUCAUCUUUUCGUUCACCGAUAGGGUCGUGAAGGAUAUUUUCAAGACGAUCACGGGUGGCUCGAUUAUAACAUUCUACAGUGUGUUCCUUUUUGUCGUUCACGGCUGGUCCCGACAAAUUAUAUUUGAUAGAGUAGCGAUGGUGUGGUUGUAUGAAGUGCCACAAGCUGAUAUUUUAUAUUCGAUGUGCAAGGAGGUAUUUAUGUGCAGAGAAUACCACAUGUGGGAGUUGGAAGAGAUAGCUGUAGGCAGAGUCUUCUUUAUGAUACGAUCUGGUGAAACUACGCUUAAGUUUAGCCGCUUCCAUGGAAAUCCUUACAAUCCAAAUACCACCAAGACGCUUCCGUCCAUUACUAGGAGGACCUAAGCUAAAUUAAAUGUAUUGUUAUGCUUUUGUUAUGUUAUUAUCAUAUUGUGAGCAGAAGAGUUGUAUAAACAAAGCAAAUUAUUAUUUAAA
This is a messenger RNA of Acanthoscelides obtectus, 5517 nucleotides long. The record is from the annotation of a GenBank genome assembly. NCBI's taxonomy places the organism in Eukaryota, Metazoa, Arthropoda, Insecta, Coleoptera, Chrysomelidae.